Molecule: messenger RNA, 507 nt
Organism: Thlaspi arvense
Lineage: Eukaryota; Viridiplantae; Streptophyta; Magnoliopsida; Brassicales; Brassicaceae
Source: the annotation of a GenBank genome assembly
AUGACAUCAUCAAUGGAGAAGUCAAAGUUCAAGACUGUCCAAGAGGUGAUUGCAACCGGCGAAGGAAUACCGGAAAGGUACCUCUACAAACACACCGACGACAGCGAAGGUCAAACUCUUAAUGUUCCCGUGCCAGAAAUUCUGACCAUAGAUAUUCCGACCAUAGAUCUUCAUAGUCUCCUCUCUUCUUCUGAUGAUGGUCGAGAAGAGUUGAGUAAACUUCACUCCGCGCUCUCUACAUGGGGCGUUUUUCAGGCGAUGAAUCAUGGAAUCACAGAAGCGUUUCUGGACAAGAUUUAUGAGUUAACUAAGCAGUUCUUUGCGCUUCCGACCGAAGAGAAACAGAAGUACGCAAGAGAGAUUGAUGGUUAUCAAGGAUAUGGAAACGACAUGAUACUGACGGACGAUCAAGUUCUCGAUUGGAACGACCGCUUGGACCUCCUUGCUUAUCCUGAAGAUCAACGCCAGCUUAAAUUCUGGCCUGAAAUCCCGGUCGAAUUCAGGUAA